CGUCCUCUCCGUGAUGCAAUCAAGGAAGAACUUGAGAGGCUGUUUCUUGGACAAGGUUAUCUCAAAUUUGGGGCUUUGCAUCUCUGUCUAUGACAUCCAAUCCAUAGAAGGUGGUUUCAUCUUUCCAGGAGAUGGCUCUUCGACAUAUAAGGUUGUGUUCAGAUUAGUUAUGUUUCGGCCCUUUGUUGGGGAGAUUCUCAGUGGAAGGAUUGAAAAAUCUAAUGCUGAUGGCUUGCGCUUGUCCCUUGGGUUUUUUAAUGACAUAUAUGUUCCUGUUCAUCUGCUGCAACAGCCAUGCAAAUUGGGACCAGGUGAUAUAUGGAUAUGGCAACAUGAAUGCGGAGAAUUGACUCUAGAUCUAAAAGAAGAGGUACACUUUAGAGUGGCUGAUAUUAGAUAUCCAUCCAUCCCGAUUGAGCAGAAGGAAGAUGCAGAACCAUUUGCUCCCAUGGAAAUUAUUGGAGAUAUAUAUGGAGAUGGUUUGGGCCUUCUUUCCUGGUGGGCGGAGUAACCAAUUACGAUGGUGUCAAAGAACACUGCAUAUACCAGUAUCAGCCUCACUAACAAUGCUUUCUUUCAUAGCCAAAUGAGUUUUGCCUGUGUUCAGUCCUUGAUAGUUUUCAUUGAAUCACCUAUGCUUAGAAUCCACUGUAGGGAAACUAAAUUACAAUGCAUCAUUUGACACCCUCAAGGAUUAAAAGGCAUCAUUUUACUGUGAUCUUGCCUUCUCAAAAGUUAUUAUUCCUUGUGUUGAUCAUUAAUCUAGCUGUUUAUGUAUUAAUUAUUGUUACUAUUA
Molecule: messenger RNA, 796 nt
Organism: Phoenix dactylifera (date palm)
Lineage: Eukaryota; Viridiplantae; Streptophyta; Magnoliopsida; Arecales; Arecaceae
Source: RefSeq, a predicted model, not a curated record